This is a messenger RNA of Mizuhopecten yessoensis (Yesso scallop), 4818 nucleotides long. RefSeq names its product macrophage-expressed gene 1 protein-like. Bases 159 to 2399 code for a protein of 746 amino acids. The record is from RefSeq and is a predicted model, not a curated record. The transcript has a single exon. NCBI's taxonomy places the organism in Eukaryota, Metazoa, Mollusca, Bivalvia, Pectinida, Pectinidae.
AAAGUAGGUAUUUCAACAACUGGCAGGUUGUAUACUAUACUGCGAGCAUGUAUGCAGGUCACUAAGUAUGUGGAAAACCCGUAUGUUGUAACACAGGAAGUAUAAAGGAUUAUACGAUAUAAGAAAGGCAGUUUGACAGGGACUUUUGACAAACAAGCAUGGAGGCCCGCUCCGCCAUACUUGUGUUUGUGACACUGAUGAUAGUUCGCGUCCUUAGCUCCUCGUCUGAUGUAGACAACGGUUCCAAGACUCAGUUUGUGUAUAGAGCAGGCGACCCUCAAAGAUGUAUGCAGAGAAGCUUGAACAAAAACGUUAUACGUUAUGAAGUACUGCCAGGAGGCGGAUGGGACAACUUACGAAACAAACAUGGCGGUCAAGUGAUUUAUUAUAACUACAGUCUUUGUCAAACUACAGACGAUGGACAAUAUUUGUUACCAGACGGAAUAAACACUGUUCCAUUAAAGAAAAGCAAACUGGAAACGUUCGCCGAGUUAUUUACACAUUGGCAGAACUACACGUCCACAACAUCUAGCACGGUCAACGCUGAGGCUGGCUUCCAUAUUGAACAUUUUGGCAUCGGAGGGUCCUUCUCGCAUGAGACGGGAAGUGUUCGUUCUCGACAGAUGAUGGAUGAAUCCGUGACCACCAGGGUUCAAAUGAGGUAUGUUCGAUAUUCUGCUAAACUUCAACCAGACACGGCCUUUAAUCCGAAAUUCAAAGCGAGGUUGUUGACAAUUGCAACACAGAUAGCAAAAAACCAAACAAACAUGGCCCGUUACGAAAGUCAGCUUCUUGUCAGGGACUUUGGCACCCACGUCAUCACCAGUGUAGAUGCUGGGGCUGCGCUUGUCCAACAAGACCAGAUAAAGACCACAUAUGCUCGUUCGUACAGCAUGGACAAGAGUAAAGUCAUGGCCUCCGCAAGUGCUUCAUUCGGCAGUGUUUUUGGUAUCAAGACUGGCUACGAUCACUCGACGUCGAAUGAAAUGAUCGACCAAUAUCUUGGAAACAGAACACAUUCUGAAACAGACACAAUUGGUGGGUCAGUGUUCCAACCUCAGAACUUUAGUCUUAAUGACUGGGCCGAAAGCGUCGCAGAGAAUUUAGUGGCCGUCGACCGAGCUGGAGAUCCACUGCACUUCGUCAUCACUCCAAUGGCCCUACCGGAAUUACCGUCGUCUGUAGUCUACGAACUUAUCAUGCAUGUAAAAGAUGCCAUUAAUUUGUACUACAAACAUAACAUUUACAAGGGAUGUACCAAUGCUGACUCCCCCAAUUUUAGUUUCCAAGCCAACGUCGACGACGGAACUUGUCAGAGCCUAUCAAACAACUACACGUUUGGUGGAGUGUACCAGACGUGUUCUUUGUCUGGAAAUAUCCGGUCUAACACUUGUGCCGAUCUCCGACAGAUGAAUCCUUUGACAGGUGAUGACUCUUGUCCCCCGAACUAUGAGGCGGUUAUGAUUGACAAAGGGAUUAAACGUACGCCAAAUACAGUACGUCGAUGCCAUAGCUGUGGAUUUCUAGGGUUUUCAACAUGUUGUGGAGAUUACGCGGCCUCCCAAACAGCGUCAUACACAGGAUUUUGGUGUGUAACUACAGGCAAAGUCCCGGCCGACUCUGGCUACCUGUUUGGUGGACUGUUCACAAGCACCAUAGGGAAUCCUUUGACGGGUGGCCGAACCUGUCCUCCAUACUUCUACGCGUUGAAAGUCAGUAGUAGCUUGCGAGUUUGCGUCAGUGAUGAUUACGAACUUGGCUACCGUUACUCUGUGCCUUUCGCGGGAUUCUUCAGCUGUAGAACUGGCAAUCCUCUGAAGCUGACGUCAGACGAAGAAGAUAGGCACAAACGUAGUAACACUGACAUGUUCGUUCUGGAAACUUUCCUGAAAAGUGCUGGGCCUUCUCAUUGGCCAAGAGGCUGCCCGACCGGUUACAGCGAGCAUAUGGCUGUGGUUGCCAAUGGAUGCGAAAUAUCCUACUGUAUCAAGGCCAACGCUUUGAGCGGAAAGGGCCUGCCGACUAUCAUACGACCUCCGUUUAUGGAAAUUCCUAUUCACGGAUUUUCGGACAAUUCCAGCUUCAAGAUAAGCGAGGACGGUAUGGAAUGGGAGGAUAUUGAAGGAUCCGUGGAAAUCAACACUAACUUUGAAUCAGCCAGUCAGAACAGCGACACAACUGCAGACGACGGCGAAUUGUCACGUGGAGCAGUUGCCGUCAUCGCGAUGGUAGCAACAAUCGCGGUCAUCGCGUUUGUGUUAAUCGUUGGUACAAAAGCCCGGAAUUGGCGCCGUCCCACUUCCGAAUAUCGCCGCCAACAGUCGGAUCCUCUUAUCCCGAAUCAGCAGGUAGUGUACGGGUCUUCCAAUGAACACACUGAAGUACAGGUGGAAACUUAAAUUUCAAUACUAACAAUAUUGUGUAUAUAGCAUCUUAUUCUGAAUAUGUCAUUUUAGCAUUGUUUAAUAUCUGUGAGAGAGGGACAGAUAUAUAUUUAAAGAUAAGGGUGUGAUUCUUACCAGCUCUCCAGCGAUGUUUACUCGUAAAUGUUCACGAGGGGGUUUCCUUUUAACAAAUGGAGUUGACAUGAAAACCACCCAUUACAGUACAGACCCAUUACAGUACACACCCAUUACAGUACACACAAUUAUGACGUCAUAUUUCAUUCUAUCAAAACCUGACACCAACAUAAACAAUGCGCUUAAAGGUUGGAAUUUCUGGACCAACGAAGAUUGUGUCUUAAUUAGAUUUAGUUACCGGUAUGAGUUUAGCAACAAACUUGUCACACGCAUUCACUGUAUUCCUUAAUGCAACGAUGUGUGUUAUAUCAUUUUAAACCGUUUUCUUAAUAUAUUGAUUGACAUUGGUUGUCUUGACUCUCCUUGUACAGUAUCUUCUGUAGCUUGAUAUAUAAAUAUAACAUGGUAAUUAACAUUUGCACACUAAUGUUUAUGUUUAUUUUUAGUCAAAAAUCUAAGAUGAACACUUAUCUGUGAAGUUUCAUACGUUGCAAAGCCAGUUUGUCUUAAAUAUAAUGAAAAUGAUUAGCACAGAACACUGCAUCAACAAAAUUAUUAAAUCUACAAAUCUUUUUAGCUUUCACUUUCAAUUUUAGCCUUUUUAAAAUGAAAAUCCCUCUCCUUCGGAAAUGUUACUACAAACACCUCAUUUUCGUUUAUUAUGUUUUGAGACGUAUUUAUUUUGUUUGAGGCAAAUAAACUUAACGCGAUAAUAUUUUAAAUUUUUCAUAAUUUCCUUUUUUCUCCUGAUAAUUUCCAUUUGUUUAGAAAUUUGAAAAUAUUGUUUUAUGCAAUGAUUUGUGCUUAUUGUUCUGAAUUUUAUUUACAUCGGUCAAACUGGUUGUGAAUUACGACAACAUAUGACACUUCACAAAAAGUGGCAGUCUUAGAUUUUUAACUGUAAAUAAAUAUAUACAUUCUUGUACAAAUGAUAAUUACAAUGAAAUUUCUACAGAUGAUGAUGUUCACAGAGAGCCAAAAGAAUCAUUGUCAAUCAUUAUAUUACAAAUUUGGUGGGGAUUUUCUUACAGCAAAGAUCGUUGCAUUAUUAAAUAAAGCUUGAAACUAUUCUUAAUUUACUUCUUAUUAAUUUUUAAUUUGUAUAUGAAAUAACAAGAUCUAUAAAGAUGAAAUAUUCCAUUUUAAGGUAUUACCCAUGUCGGGUAGACGAAUGACUUCAUGCUUCAUUUACAUUGCAUUGUAAGCAUUUGGUGUAUUACUGUGCCGCCUCUGCUUUCUCGUGUAGUUAUCAUGCGGAAUCUCAUACAAAAUUAUCUUAAUGAAAAUAACAUGUCAAAGCAAUGUAAAUCUGAUUUCAACUGAUAUACUUUUCUUGAACAUUAUAAUUAUUAAGCAUUCUAAAUUUCCUCGUGGCUGGCAAUGACCUAAGAAUACCUUAAUGCUUUUUUUAAUCGUUAGUCUAGCUUGAUUGUACCCUGGGAAGAGCGGUAAUUUAUUAUUUUGAGUAUGAAUACUGCGAUUGCAUCUGGGAGAAGCCGUUUUGGAGUUGAUCUAUGUGAGACAUGCUUACUUAAGCACUUAUUCCGUGGUAACUCGGAAAGUUGGGGCAGUUGAAAUGUUUGUGUCAUGAUUGGAAGGUAAUUUUAUCAUGUUUAAUCUAACAUGUAUUUGUAAUAUAUGCAUAAAUUGAGGUCGUUAUACUUUAUUUCAGUUUAACGGGCGUUAUGUUUGAAAAACAACGGGUGCAGCCAAUCAAAUCUGGGCGUUUUCCCAUUCAUCUCCUAGGUUGUUCCGUUCGUUGAAGCGUUCUACCAUAGCGCGUAGAGAUCUACUGAGCUUUGCAUGGUUAGUUGUUGACCGUUUUAUUGAAUUUAAUGGUAAGGGUGAUUUACAUUUAAAUCUUUUGAUUACUCUGAUAUCAUGUGGAUACAAUUGGAAUAUUGAACAACUCUAGUGAUAGAUUACUGAAAGGAGCGAGGGGUUUUAAUGUAUAUCCACAUGUUUUUAGGGUUGUUUUAAUUGAGAGCUUUUUGUUAUGUACAUUUUGUGCUAUCGAUUUGCAUAGGACUAAGUAGGCAGCUUAAUAAUUAUUUUAAUAACUUGAUUGAUGUUGCUAUAUCUUCACACACCAGAGUGUUGUUGUAUUAGCGUAUCACCAUUAAUUGCAAUUUUGGUACUUUUCAUUGCUUGUAUAUUUGUAUGAGAGAAUCUGGGAUCCAGCAGUGUGUUUUCUUUAUUGUGUAACGGUAUAAGAGAAUUGUAUUCCCAGCAGUGUGUAUAUAUUGUAUUUUUCUUCUAUUGUAAUAAACUAUAACCGGAAAGGUGUGUAUUAACUUUA